This is a messenger RNA of Aspergillus melleus, 495 nucleotides long. RefSeq names its product SRP9/SRP21 family protein. The coding region runs from base 1 to 495 and encodes 164 amino acids. Gene Ontology annotation, biological process: SRP-dependent cotranslational protein targeting to membrane. The record is from RefSeq and is a predicted model, not a curated record. The transcript is spliced from 2 exons. Lineage: Eukaryota; Fungi; Ascomycota; Eurotiomycetes; Eurotiales; Aspergillaceae. Gene Ontology annotation, cellular component: signal recognition particle, endoplasmic reticulum targeting.
AUGCCGUACCUCCCAACUCCCCAGGCCUACCUGGAACAAUCGGCCCUGUUACUCGAAGCAUACCCGGACACCACCCGUAUCACAACGAAAUACAGCUUCCCCUCACACAAACCUAAAUCCACAUCCACGACAGAUGCCGCCCCCACCGAUCCUCAAUCCCAACAAUCACAGACGACCACGACGCCAGUCGCCACGCUGACGCUGAAAACAUUCAACCCCUCCGCCGGACUAUGUCUCAAGUAUCGCACCAACAAGGCCGCCGAGGUCGGUCGCUUGAUCACAAGUCUGGGGAAGUUGGCCGGCGGUGCAGAUGUGGCUAGUUUGGGUCUGGGCGCUGCUGCUGCUGCUGCUCCGGCCGCUGAUGUUGAGAUGGCGGAUGCUCCUGAGGAUGGUACGGCUACGCCGACGACUGCCGCCGCCGCACCUGCGGCUAAGACGGAGUCAAGCAAUAAGGGUGGGAAAUCGAAGAAGAAGGGUGGGAAGGGGAAGAGGUGA